Populus euphratica (Euphrates poplar) is the source of this 2139-nucleotide messenger RNA. Its product is annotated as transmembrane protein 184B-like. The transcript is spliced from 8 exons. The coding region runs from base 414 to 1673 and encodes 419 amino acids. The record is from RefSeq and is a predicted model, not a curated record. Lineage: Eukaryota; Viridiplantae; Streptophyta; Magnoliopsida; Malpighiales; Salicaceae.
AGGAAUGGAAGAAGAAAGAAAAGAAAAGAAAAUUGGAAACCAGAACAGACAUUGAAAUAUUGCAAUUCCCUCUCUUUCUAUCUAUGUAAUAGCAAUAACAAUCCUCUCUUCCGCGUGCCAGAGCGGUAGCAACGUCAGCAGCGCUUCAUUUUAUCUCAUGAAAUCAAAUCAUUCAGUUAGGUACUUGGUUUGUAAACGAAGCAAGGCCUCCGUCAGUCAGAUCUCCUCUCCUCCCCUCUCCUCCCCUCUCCCUAACUAAUAUCCUCGUAAGCCGGCGUAAUGAUUCAGUUAGGGUUUGCGAUUUCCAAAGCUCUCUUCCUCCUCCAGUCUUGCGAAGAUUAUUAACUCAUUGUUUCUCCUGAGGCACGCAUUUUUUAGUGUGGUGGAUUAGUUAUUUACCUUGCUUGCUCACAAUGGCUGAAUUGCUGCCAAUUUACUUUAGCGUAAUUGCUUUCUUCUGCGCCUUGGGAGCUAUGGCUUUGGCCGUUUUCCACAUCUACAGGCACCUUUUGAAUUAUACUGAACCUACUUAUCAGAGAUACAUUGUCCGCAUCAUCUUUAUGGUCCCGGUUUAUGCAUUGAUGUCUUUCUUGUCCCUGAUUUUUCCAGAAAGUUCUAUCUAUUUCAAUUCCAUAUGUGAAGUUUAUGAAGCUUGGGUCAUUUAUAACUUUCUGUCCUUAUGCCUGGCAUGGGUUGGUGGCCCUGGAGCAGUUGUGCUAAGUUUAAGUUGUCGGGUUAUGAAGCCAUCAUGGUGUCUGAUGACUUGUUGUUUUCCUACCAUGAUGCUGGAUGGCCGUUUUAUUCGAAGGUGCAAGCAGGGUUGUUUGCAAUUUGUGAUUCUGAAGCCUUUCUUAGUUGCUCUUACACUCCUACUUUAUGCAAAAGGGAAAUACAUGGAUGGAAAUUUCAGUCCUAAACAAUCAUACUUGUAUCUCACCAUUAUAUACACAAUAUCCUAUACUCUGGCAUUGUAUGCUUUGGCAUUGUUUUAUGUGGCAUGCAAAGAUCUCCUUCAGCCUUUCAAUCCAGUUCCAAAGUUUAUCAUCAUCAAAUCUGUUGUUUUCUUGACGUACUGGCAGGGAGUUCUGAUUUUUCUGGCUGCAAAGUCUGGAUUCAUUAAGGAUGCAGAAGAAGCUGCUCAGUUUCAAGAUUUUAUUAUAUGCGUUGAGAUGCUUAUAGCUGCUGUUGGUCAUCUUUAUGCAUUUCCAUACAAAGAGUAUGCUGGUGCAAAUGUUGCUGGUUCAUGUGAUCUGACACGUAGUCUUGCACAUGCCUUGAAGUUGAAUGACUUAUACCAUGACACUGUUCACCAGUUUGCACCAACUUAUCAUGAUUAUGUGCUCUACAACCAUACUGAGGGUGAUGAUGGAACAAGAAAGUAUCGCUCCCGCACCUUUGUGCCAACUGGCCAGGAGAUGGAUGCUGUGAGAAAAAACAAACUUAUGUUUGGAAACAAGAUAGAUGAGCUAUCAAGUCACUCCUCCUCUGGCACAAGCACCCCCAAAAAUGAUUCCUCAGUGCCCCAUCCUGCACAUUCUGAUGCAAUGAAAUCUUCCCACCUUAUGGGUGCUUCUGAUUCUUUAUCCUUGCCAUAUGAUAUGUCGCUUAUUGACAUGGACUUCUCCAACUACCCUGCAAAAGCUGCUGCUGCAAAUGAAACUGGGAUUAGGUGACAAGAAUGGGGGAACUGCAACAAAUGGGUAAGAAAAGUUUCCUUCAAAAAGCGAGUAGAGGAAUAUGAGGUCGUCUUUUUGUUCCAGGAAAGCUAAUCUCAAGAGUGUUUUGUAGUCCUCGAUCCUCUACUUUCGUUUGGUUUAAGCAUUCCAGUUGCUGAAGUCAGGAUCCCUUGAUUGCGAUUUAAUUGCCCCAUCCAGGGUCAUCUGCCUUUGUUACCCGUUAUUCUUUGUCGAUACAUAACUUUUAGAUGUCAUACAUAAGACAUUAUAGGUUCAUCGUGAAAAUGGUUGGAUUGUUUUUCACCCUUCGAAUAUCGGUGAGUGUCCACCCUUCUUCCACUUGCGUUCUAGAAAAGAAAGUUUUAGAUAUUACAUUUGCAAUGUGAAAUUGGGUUGUGAACUUGUUUCUGCUGUUCCAUAAGCGCUAACCCAGGGCCAUUAUUUGAGUUGUGGAUUUAACUCA